AUGAAUUCCAACGCUUCCCAGAAAAAUUAUAUCUGCUCCAUCUGCAAGAGUUAUUUCAUAGAUCCCGUCACCACCGAAUGUGGGCACAACUUUUGCAGGCCUUGUCUCUAUACCUUCUGGGAGGAAGCCUCAAAUGCUCUGAGCUGCCCUGAAUGUAAGAAAUCAUGUUCAACGAACGUUAAAGACAACAUUCGUUUGAAUAUAAGGGUGUUCCUUGCCAGAAGAGCAGUGGUUUCCUCUUUACAGAGCUCAGAACAACAAAUGUGUGAGAUACACAUGAGACCAAAAACCUUUUUCUGCGAAGUGUUCAGGGAGACACUUUGCUUUCCCUGCCGUAAUUCUAAGGAGCACAAAAGUCACCUAGACUGUUCCAUUGAAUGGACUGCUGAGAAAUACCGGCAAAAGCUUCUGGAACAAAUGAGGUCUCUUUGGAGAGAAAAGCAAGAAAAUCAGAGGCAUCUUCACAGACAAAUCAGAAUAAUCAAGUCUUGGAAG
Molecule: messenger RNA, 495 nt
Organism: Elephantulus edwardii (Cape elephant shrew)
Lineage: Eukaryota; Metazoa; Chordata; Mammalia; Macroscelidea; Macroscelididae
Product: tripartite motif-containing protein 51-like
Exons: 2
Molecular function (GO): zinc ion binding
Source: RefSeq, a predicted model, not a curated record